CUGUACUUACUCUAGCGUACUUUUUGAUAAACCAUCGUGUUUACUAGAACAAUGAAGGAAUAACCACUACAAUAUUAUUUACUUAAUACAAAUUAAUAAUGUGGUACCAAAGAGUGAUGGACAGCAAACAUAUAAUGUUACCGGAAGUUUUCUUGAUGACACCGGGGAACGUCCUGUGGAAAAUAACGCUUGUGUUUCUGUUACGUGGUGUGCUGUAUAUCGCAGGAUAUGUAGUAUCACUAGUGUAGCCAAUGUGAGUAGUAACCUACAUCAACCAUCUCUGUGCCUUCUUUACAUUGUGUGUGAACAGUGCUCUGGGCAGCAUAGAAAACAUGUCUCCUCAUCUUUCCUCCCUUCUCGUGGCGCUACAGGCACUGUCAACAGCAACAACGUCACUCUCGGAGAAGUGCAAUCAUGGCGGAGAGAAGGAGGUGACCGUGGAAGGGUGGCCUGUGCUAGUUGCUUUGCGUAUGCCUUACCAAGCCAAACCCAAUAUGACACUCCAUCUGAGUCACAACCAUGAGGCACACACCAACCUCACACUCGUCCAGUCCGUCUUGAAUGAAGCUGGAGUCCUGCAGGUGACGCUGGAGAGUAUAAUGAUAGGGACCCGGCUGAAGAUGGCGACGCAGCUCCUUGAUAGCUCAUGGGCAACUUUCAGGAUCUUUGCUCACGCCAAUGAACUGCAUAUAAAGAUAGUGAGUGAAAAUCACUCCUUCAAGUAUUCCACCAGCGCUUUUAUCAGCACCAUUAAUCACCAGGAAGUUAAUAAAGUGUCCUGCUCUGGCGAAGGCUGUCAACACUAUAUUGAUCUCAAGUGUCCCUAUAGUGACAGCAAGAGUAACCAUACCGAAUACAACGAGCCAGAGUCCAUCAGCAGCACCUCAGAAAACAAGACAGGUUACUACUGGUUGUUCUAUGUUAUGGUGUCGCUCGUGGUGGUGGCGUGUCUACUUUUGUUCAUCUGGCGGAACGAACGGCAGAAAUUCAGAAUACGGUGGUGGAGACAUUCUCAGAAUGUUAGGAGGAUGGGAAGAGACUCAUGUCAAGCCGAGUGUACGAAUGAAGUGUCCACAGGAAUAGGAACCAUGUCCAGUCUGGCAUUUCCCAACCCAGCAUACGACGCAACUGGAGACUGUGAUUAGAUUGCCUUCCUGUCAUACAUGCAGAAUCUCAAGAGCAAGAGAGGUCAGAGAAGAUGACAAAAUAGAAGAUGAUGAUUUGCAUGUUAUUCAUAAAUAUGUAUAUAUAUAUAUUUUUUUUUUAAUUUAUGCACCUUUCAUAAAGUGAACACUUGAUGAUUCCUAUCUUAAUCAGCACUCUGUGGGGUGCAUUCUUUUUUAUUGUUGUAUUUACUACAUUACCAGGAUUAUUUUUAUUACAGGCUAUUUAUUUCUUUUUAUAACACUGAAGCAAAUAAGUUCUUAAAGGAAUUCAGUCAGGGCGCACUUCCAGAUCACUAAACGUUCUCUGUCGGCCGUUGCGUCCCACUUGCUGCUGAUGUGUCCUCGCAGUGUUGUGAUAGAAGAAUGAAAUGAUGAUGAAAUGAGAGAGAGAGAGAGAGAGAGAGAGAGAGAGAGAGAGAGAGAGAGAGAGAGAGAGAGAGAGAGAGAGAGAGAGAGAGAGAGAGAGAGAGAGUUUGGUUUAGUAGAUUGGCGAUAGAUAAUAAGAUAGCGAGUGACAUGACAGAACUUUGAGGAACGCCACUUAGAAUAACACUGGCAGUGUUCUAUAGCAGCAAUAGAACGGCCAAAGAGGAAACUUUAUAGGAAGUUAGAUAGAAGGAUGAAUACCGUAAGAGUGUUUUAUGGUGAUCAAAACUUUGUGCUGAUUAUUUAUUUCUAGUGUUUAACAAUAAAGAUAUGUACGUAGAGUCACAAUUACCUCCUCGUAGUUUAAUUCAUAGUUUUCUUUAUAUAUACUCAUAUAUUAUGUAUAUUGUGCUAUAGUUUGAUACAGAUACUCAUAAUUGUUCAUGUUUUUUUUUCUUUUGAGAAAAUAAAUAAAAAAAAGUUGUACCCAUUAUAACAGAUAUUCGAGAUACCAUCCGUCCCUCUUAAGCAUGCAGCUGUGAGAUAUACACAAGUCACACAGGCCAGCCCUGUGAUAGAGACUACCUUCCUUGGGCCGAUCAAAGGAGAAUCUUCACCAUAACCACUGCAGUUCAUCUCUCUCACCUGCCAGUAGCCUUGGAUAAUCAUAAAGUAAAGUGUCCCAUCACUUUCAUUACCAUCCACAACUUGUAUGCCCUGCAUCGAAGUCUUUACUAUAUAAUGUGAAAGCACUGAACGUACUUACGCAGUGCAUGUGGUCUGGUCUGCAUGGUCGCAUGGAAUUAUCGCAGUUCACGCACAUCACUCACCACUAUACUUUUUGGACUCCUACUAGUCAUCAUCCUCACAAUUUGCCAAUCAGGUGGCACAACGGCCAUUCAAGCCACCAGCUCCAGCAAGACCACGAUUAGCGACACAACAACUGCCCAACAAACUCACUCUUUGUACGUAAUUUGCAGGGCAGUAAAGACUCAGUAAAGGAAUGACAUUAAAAAGAA
Molecule: messenger RNA, 2551 nt
Organism: Portunus trituberculatus (swimming crab)
Lineage: Eukaryota; Metazoa; Arthropoda; Malacostraca; Decapoda; Portunidae
Exons: 4
Coding region: 333-1145 (270 amino acids)
Source: RefSeq, a predicted model, not a curated record